This is a messenger RNA of Rhododendron vialii, 1328 nucleotides long. RefSeq names its product 11-beta-hydroxysteroid dehydrogenase A-like. The record is from RefSeq and is a predicted model, not a curated record. The coding region runs from base 77 to 1126 and encodes 349 amino acids. The transcript is spliced from 6 exons. Gene Ontology annotation, molecular function: oxidoreductase activity. NCBI's taxonomy places the organism in Eukaryota, Viridiplantae, Streptophyta, Magnoliopsida, Ericales, Ericaceae.
CGCAAUGUUAGAUACAUCUUCAUCCUCUCUCUCUCUCUCAUCAGUGCGUACUUAGAUUGUUUAUCUACCCACGGCCAUGGAUCUUAUUAACAUGUUCUUGAACCUUGUAGCUCCUCCCUUCACCUUCUUCACUCUCCUGUUUUUGUUGCCACCCUACCAGGCUCUCAAGUGCUUCCUCUCGCUCUUGACCUUCGUCUUCCAUGAAAACGUCGCUGGCAAGGUCGUCCUCAUCACCGGCGCUUCCUCCGGCAUAGGCGAGCACCUUGCUUAUGAGUACGCAAGGAGAGGGGCAUACCUGGCCCUCUCAGCAAGGAGGGAGAAUCGUCUACGCUCAGUUGCAGACAGGGCGCUAGAGUUGGGUGCUCCUGAUGUUAUUGCAGUACGGGCCGAUGUUUCGAGGGUCGAUGAUUGUAGGCGGUUUGUUGAAGAAGCAGUGAAUCACUAUGGCAGAUUGGACCAUGUGGUGAACAAUGCUGGGAUCUCACACGUCUGCAUGCUUGAAGAAGUGGACGAUGUCACCAACCUCAGACCCGUUAUGGACAUCAACUUCUGGGGUUCGGUUUACACCACCCGGUUCGCUGCGCCUCAUCUAAGAAACACAGGAGGCAAGAUCAUUGCUCUCUCAUCAUCGGCUUGGUGGUUGACAUUGCCGCGAAUGAGCAUCUACAACGCUAGUAAGGCCGCGAUGUUUGCCUUGUUCGAGACUUUGAGAGUUGAAUUUGCGCCGGAGAUCCACAUCACCAUUGUUACUCCCGGGUUUAUUGAGUCUGAACUGACCCAAGGGAAGUACCUCGCAAAGGAUGGAAAACUCACAUUGGAUCUAGACAUAAGGGAUGCACAAGUAGGUAUAGUCCCGGUGCAAAGAGUUGACGCCUGCGCAAGGGCGAUCGUGAACGGGGCUUGCCGUGGGGAAAGAUAUGUGACUGAGCCCAAAUGGUUCAGGGUUACCUACUGGUUGAGUGUUGUCGUCCCGGAGGUGAUAGAUUGGACUUACAGAAUGCUGUACAUGACAAGCCCCGGGGAACCGGCUUACGAGGCGUUUACCAAGAAGAUCCUCGACAUGACCGGUGCGCACAGAGUCCUCUAUCCGGAGACAAUCCAGACUCCGGAGAUCAAAACGGACUAAACUCUCUCUCUCUCUCUCUCUCUCUCUCCUUUAAGUACUAUGGAGAUGGUGUUGAUUAGUUAUAGAAAGGUUUUUCUUCCUCUUUCCCUGUUCUUUGUUUCUAUGAAUAAGCAGCAGGAUAUAUAUGGUGUGUGUGAUGGCAUGGAGCUAGGGUUCAACUGUUGUAAAUUAAGCGCUCUGCAUUUUAUUGGUUAUUUCGUUG